Messenger RNA from Penicilliopsis zonata CBS 506.65, 1836 nucleotides. RefSeq lists its product as hypothetical. NCBI's taxonomy places the organism in Eukaryota, Fungi, Ascomycota, Eurotiomycetes, Eurotiales, Aspergillaceae. Gene Ontology annotation, biological process: proteolysis. The transcript has 10 exons. Gene Ontology annotation, molecular function: epoxide hydrolase activity; zinc ion binding; metallopeptidase activity. The record is from RefSeq and is a predicted model, not a curated record. Bases 1 to 1836 code for a protein of 611 amino acids. Gene Ontology annotation, cellular component: cytosol.
AUGGCGGCCACUAUCAAGACUGCCCACGAUCCCAAUACACAGAGCAACUAUAAGCACUGGCUGUCUACCCACAUCACUGUGAAUUUCGACAUCUUGUUUGACCAGCAGAAACUGGCAGGAAACGUUGUGCACAAGAUCAAGUCCCUGACCAGCAGAGAAUCGCGGGAGAUCCUUCUGGAUACCCGAUAUCUGCAUGUUGGCGAUGUGAAGAUUGAUGGCAAAUCAGUCCAGUGGGAGAUUCUCCCGGCUGUAGAACCGUAUGGCAACGCAUUGAAAAUUAGUAUUGAAGAAGGUGCGGAGCUCGGCCAGCUCGUUGAGGUCGAUAUCUCUGUCGAGACUACUGAAAACUGCACUGCAAUCCAGUGGUUGACACCUACUCAAACCUCCAACAAGAAGCAUCCAUACAUGUUCUCCCAAUGUCAGGCUAUUCACGCCAGAUCCAUCUUCCCCUGUCAAGACACUCCUGGUGUCAAGUCCACCUUUGACUUCAACAUCUCUUCUCCUCUCCCAGUGGUUGCCAGUGGGGUACCAAUUCGUAGUGAUGCCGAAUCAGCAUCUGGCAAACAGCUCUAUCAAUUCCGCCAAAAUGUGCCCAUUCCAAGCUAUCUCUUCGCAGUUGCUAGCGGAGACAUCAAGGAUGCGCCCAUCGGGCCACACAGCGUCGUGGUGACCAGUCCCGACAAGCUUGACGAAUGCAAGUGGGAACUGGAGAAUGACACCCAGAAAUUCAUUGAUGCUAUCGAGAAAAUUGUGUACCCCUACGUCUGGGGACAGUAUAACGUUUUGAUUCUGCCUCCGAGCUUUCCAUAUGGUGGCAUGGAGAACCCGAUCUUUACGUUCGCCACACCAAGCAUCAUUUCGAAGGAUCGAGAGAAUAUUGAUGUGAUUGCCCACGAACUAGCCCAUAGUUGGAGCGGUAAUCUUGUCACUAAUGCUUCAUGGGAGCAUUUCUGGUUGAAUGAAGGCUGGACGGUCUAUCUUGAGAGACGAAUUUUGGCAGCUUUGCACGGAGAGCCCUAUCGUCACUUCUCAGCAAUAAUAGGCUGGAAAGCCCUCUCGGAUGCUGUGGAACACUUUGGACAGAACCACGAGUUUACUAAGCUUGUCGUUGAUCUGAAAGGCAAGGAUCCCGACGAUGCAUUCUCAAGCAUUCCCUACGAGAAGGGAUUCAACUUCCUGUAUUACUUGGAAACACUCGUUGGAAAAGCCAAGUUUGAUAAAUUUAUUCCCCAUUACUUCACAGUCUUCAAAGGGAAGUCGCUUGACUCGUUCGAGUUCAAGGCAACUCUGCUGGAUUUCUUUGCCCACGAUGCAGAUGCUUCCGAGCUUCUGAGCACGGUUGAUUGGGAUACAUGGUUCUACUCACCUGGCCUGCCUCCCAAGCCAGACUUUGACACCUCGCUCGUUGAUGUUGUGUAUACCCUCGCCGAGAAGUGGCUGUCCCUACCCGGUUCCUCAUUCAAACCCGACGUCAGUGAUAUCCAGGAUCUUACGGCAAACCAAAUUGUGGUCUUUCUGGAGAAACUCCUUCUCUCCGACAAGCCUCUUAGUGCGGAUUCGUCGAAACUGUUGGGAGAUGUCUACGGACUCGCUAAGAGCGAGAACAUUGAAGUUUCCAAUCUCUAUUUCCAAGUUGGCAUGCAGUCGAACGACGAGAGUGUCAUUGAGCCGACGAGGCAGCUUCUUGGUCAGAUAGGCCGCAUGAAGUUCGUGAGACCACUUUACCGUGGCUUGAAGAAGAUGAAUUACGAACUCGCAGUAGCCACUUUUAACGAGUAUAAGUCGUUCUAUCAUCCCAUCUGCCGUGGCAUGGUGGAGAAGGAUCUCCUUGGCUAG